AUGGUGGACUCAUCUGCUGUCGAUGCGCCCGCGCGCUCGAGCGAGGGGCGAGAGCCCGGAUGCUCGGCACGGCUCGGAGCCGCGCUCUCUGUCGGCCCUCUGCAGGACAUUGGUACUGCGGCGGUGAGCGCCAUCCACGAGGCGGUUCGCAUGCAUGGCAUGGUGGUAUUUAAAAACCAGGCCCUCUCCCGCGCCGAGCAAGUCGCUCUCACCGAUGUGCUGGGCGAGACCAUCAUCCUGCCGCGGUCGUUUGAGGGGCAGGACACAAACGACCCAGAACCAGGCCACCCGGCCAUUCAGCGCGUUUCUACCCACUGGGCCAACGGAACGUGGAAAGGCAGGCACCACUCCUUUGGAGCGUACUGGCACUCCGACGGCGACUUCUGGCAGCCGCCCCUUCAUAACGUGCUCUCAAUUCUGUACGCGGUCACAGUGCCCCCCUCCGGAGGUGCACUGACACACUGA
Emiliania huxleyi CCMP1516 is the source of this 465-nucleotide messenger RNA. RefSeq lists its product as hypothetical. Gene Ontology annotation, molecular function: oxidoreductase activity. NCBI's taxonomy places the organism in Eukaryota, Haptophyta, Isochrysidales, Noelaerhabdaceae. The transcript is spliced from 2 exons. The record is from RefSeq and is a predicted model, not a curated record. Bases 1 to 465 code for a protein of 154 amino acids.